This is a messenger RNA of Fragaria vesca subsp. vesca, 704 nucleotides long. RefSeq lists its product as uncharacterized. The record is from RefSeq and is a predicted model, not a curated record. Gene Ontology annotation, molecular function: acyltransferase activity, transferring groups other than amino-acyl groups. Bases 1 to 558 code for a protein of 185 amino acids. The transcript has a single exon. NCBI's taxonomy places the organism in Eukaryota, Viridiplantae, Streptophyta, Magnoliopsida, Rosales, Rosaceae.
AUGGAGGGAAAUUCUGGCAUAUCAAACGGAAGAGAAGGCGGUGAUGAGGUCUUUACCAUCACCCUCAGGAAGAUGGGUCUUUCUGACAUUGAUGAUUUCAUGGUUUGGGGCACAGAUGAGAAAGUGGCUCGUUUCUGCACUUGGGAGCCUUAUGGUAGCAAAGAAGAGGGGCUCAAUCACAUCAAGGAAAAGAUCCUCCCACAUCCAUGGUUUAGGGCAAUUUGUCUUGAUGGCAGGCCUGUUGGUGUUAUUCUAGUAAACCCGAAUUCAGGUAAUGAUCGGUGUCGAGCUGAAAUCGGCUAUGCCUUGGGGUCCAAGUACUGGAGGAAAGGAAUUGUUACAAGGGCAGUGAAGAUGGUGGUUAAUACUAUUUUUAAGGAGUGGACACAUUUGGAGAGACUGGAAGGUCUUGUUGAUGUGAACAAUGUGGGAUCACAAAGGGUUCUGGAGAAGGCUGGAUUUCAAAGGGAAGGUGUUUUGAGGAAGCAUUAUAUUAACAAAGGAAGAACUAUAGACGAGGUCAUUUAUAGUAUUCUAUCCUCCGAAUGUAAAAAUUGACAUAAAACUCGUAGUACUCUAUUCUGGUAUGCCUUUAGAUGAUCGAAUGAAGUUGGAUUGAAUCAUUGUCCUUGUGUGGUAAACUUACUGUCAUUUUCUUUUCUGUAAAACUCUCUAGCUAUGUUAAGAACGCAUGUUAGCAACCA